Cloeon dipterum is the source of this 1785-nucleotide messenger RNA. Its product is annotated as solute carrier family 41 member 1-like. The record is from RefSeq and is a predicted model, not a curated record. Gene Ontology annotation, molecular function: monoatomic cation transmembrane transporter activity. Gene Ontology annotation, biological process: monoatomic cation transport. Gene Ontology annotation, cellular component: plasma membrane. The coding region runs from base 1 to 1203 and encodes 400 amino acids. NCBI's taxonomy places the organism in Eukaryota, Metazoa, Arthropoda, Insecta, Ephemeroptera, Baetidae. The transcript has 7 exons.
AUGUUGGCAAAUCCUUCGACGCCGGUUCGUAGGAAGGAUGAGAGUGACCGUGCAAUAGUCUUUCAAAUUUUCAUUCCGUUCGUGCUUUCAGGAUUUGCAACGAUUGGAACAGGAAUAUUACUUGAUUACAUCGAUCAGAAUGCGACUGUGUUCAAGAAAGUAAAUGCGACGACGAUUUUGGUGCCUGCUCUGUUGGGUCUGAAAGGAAAUCUGGAGAUGACUCUCGCAUCUCGUCUUAGCACCAAGGCCAACAUAGAUAACAUGGACACAACGGAAGAUUUUUGGAGCAUGAUCAAAGCUAAUCUCGCGCUAAUAGAGUUCCAAGCUAUUGUGGUUGGAUUUCUUGGAUCACUAGCUGCGUCGAUUAUAAAUGAGGCCAUCGAAUCUCAGACUUUCCACUUGGACCACGUUCUUCUCCUCUGCACAAGUAGUCUCGUGACCGCUUCCAUCGUCCAUGUCGCCCUAGGGAACUUAGUUCGCAUAUUUUACAUUAUUUUAAUUUGUGUAUCUGCAGGAGCGAUCACGAUAUGUGUCAUAAAUUACUCACGUAAGUGCAACAUCAACCCAGACAACGUGGCCAUACCCAUCGCGACCAGUCUAGGUGACUUUGCGUCCGUCGUCGUUAUAUUUUUGUCCACAACCUUGCUCUAUAGCGCUGAAGGAAGUUUAAGGUGGGUUGCAUCUUUAAUCUUCGUGGGUUUAGCGUUUCUCGCAGUGUUCUGUUUCCGGUACGCGAAAUGCAAUGAGCACACUCAAGAAAUGCUCAAAAGAGACUGGUGGUGGCUACCAAUGAUGGUUGCCAUAGCAAUCAGCGUCAUGGGGGGUUUCGUCCUACAAAAAACGGUCAAAAAGUUCAAAAAGUUCGCAGUCUUCCAAACAGUCAUCAAUGGUUCCUGCGGCAACCUGGUGGCUGUGCAAGCUAGUAAGAUUUCAACCUUUCUGCACAAGCACAUCCAGCCUGGAACGGUAGACGAGGAAAGCGGCAACACGCGACGAAUAUUUGUUUCGCUUGAACAUACCUUGUACGGUAUUAAUAUAAUAUCGCGUACUUGCCGCUUCAUAUUGGCUAUGGCGUUUCCUGGACACAUGAUUUUCCUCUUUUUCGUUUACAUAACUAGACGCGUGCACAUGUCGUGGGUGUUUUUAACUAGCUACCUCAUUGUUGCAGAACUUCAGGUUUGUGCUUUAAUAUAUAUUAAAUAAUAGAUUAGUAAUCAAUUAAUUUCAAUCAAAAUUUGGAGCUCUAAAUUGGUUAAACACAGCACAUGAAAUUACUCCUACAAAUUUGCAACUAGAAAAAUGACGAUUUAUAAAGAUUGAAAUUAAGUUCUAAUAACUUGAAAAUUGUGUUCACAGGUUGGCGUAAUGCUUUAUGUUGCAUACGUCAUUACCCACGUGUUGUGGAAGUCGAAAUUUGAUCCAGAUACCUCAGCAAUACCUCUGUUAGCUGCUUUGGCCGAUUUAGUAGGCGCAGUUUUCCUUGCCUUUGUCUUUAACGUUCUGAACAUUACUGGAGCUGAAUUUCCUGGCGAUGAUCUUUCCGGGACCGAAAUGCUACUACGACAGUAGCGCACAAUUUUUAAAUUAUAUGAUAAUGUACUCUUAAAACAAAACGAAAGCGCUCUGAGUUUUCGCCAUCUCAAAAGAGGUAAACUAAUCAAAUAAAUAUGACUCCUUUCCUGCGCAUCAGUAUCUGAAGAAAGGUGGUUAGGUUAUCAAUUAACAUUUCUGCAUUUAUUCAUAUUUAAUAUUAUUGAGUAGCAAUCAAUAAUUAAAUUCUGACAA